Molecule: messenger RNA, 2919 nt
Organism: Trichomonas vaginalis G3
Lineage: Eukaryota; Parabasalia; Trichomonadida; Trichomonadidae
Product: bifunctional inhibitor/lipid-transfer protein/seed storage 2s albumin superfamily protein family
Exons: 1
Coding region: 1-2919 (972 amino acids)
Source: RefSeq, a predicted model, not a curated record
AUGUUUUUUGUUCUCUUAUCUCUCCUAGAUGCUGCCUCUGGUGAAAAAUUGAAGGUAUAUGCUGCAAAUGAUAAAGCAGAUUUAGAUAUUAGAUAUUAUAGAGAUGAAUAUGAUUAUUAUUGGGACACUUAUGAAACAAAAGAGUAUUCCACAACAUUCAACAACUAUGGUUGGUUUGUUGUUUUCAGGGUUUAUGAAGAUGGCGAACCCGGAAAAUUAGUGUAUGUAAGGGGUUCGAAUAAUGGAGUUGCAAAAUACAAUGGAAUUUAUUUUGCCACAAAUUACAAAAUUGAUUCAACAACAGGUUACCUCAUUUUAACAUUCGAUAUUACAAACACAGCACAAGAACCAAAGAGAAUUGAUGUUGGAGUUUUUGCUGAUGUUCAAAUUGCUGAAAAUGAUAAAGCUACGAUUAAACCUUUAGCUAAUAAUAGAGGUUUCACAAUGACUGAUAGUGACGCUCAAAUUUCAUAUACAUUAUUAAUUCGAGAUGCUGCUGGGGCAACAAAUGUCGAUUCUUUCUACUAUGGACCAUUGAAACGUGAGUGGUUCAAUGGAGAUUAUAAUUCUUAUUCUCAUUCUUACGAUUUCUAUUCUUACAACACAGACAAAUUCCCAUAUUUCGAAAACGCAACCUUAGAUAAAGCAUUAACUGGUCAGGAUAGCUGUUUUGCAUUCUCAUGGCAGAAGAGAGAUAUAUAUCCUGGAGAAAAAAUAUCACUUGGAACCACAGCAGGUGUUGGAACAAAUUUGAGGACUGCUCCAUAUGUUAGAUGGAUUACAGAGUUCAAAGAUGUCUAUACUCCAGGUGAGCAAUUAACAAUAAGAUUCGAAGUAGGUGAUUAUGAUAUUGGAGAAACAGUAACGGUGAUUCUUAUGGAAGACUCAACUAAAAAGUAUGGAACUUUGGAAAUAUCUGAAACUAAAACAAGUGCUAUAUACAAGCAUGAUGUAACGUUUGUAUCUAAAGGAACAAAAGAGAUAACUGUGUAUGCUAGUGAUAGCAAGGGAUUUAAAUCAGCUGAACUAAAGAAAACAUUAAUUGUAACAAACAAACCAAAGAUCACAGUUACAAAUACAUUGAGUAAUACAUAUAAUAAUGGUUCAACAAUUUAUAUCAAAGGCUACGUAUAUGAUGAAGAUUACGUUCAAAUAAGAUAUAGAUUUGAUGAUUCUUUUACAUCAAAUGCACCUGAAAAUAUUUCAUGCAGCAUUUAUGGAGCAAGUUAUUCAAAGAACUUAGAAAUACCAUCAUGGUUACAAAAGGGACAGCAUACAAUUUAUAUUUAUGCUGUUGACAAAUAUGGUGUCAAAUCGGAUGAAAUUCCACAUACAUUUGAAUAUUCUCUCUCGCAGAAGCCAACAAUUAAAUUAGUUUCAUUAGAGGAAGACAUAGUUUAUCCCGGAUCAGAAUUAAUUAUUUCUGGACAAAUCAAAGAUGAAGAUGAUCGUGAAGGACUAUCAGUUUUUGCAUUCAUUUCUGAUGUACUAAAUGAGAAAAUCAUUAGCGGAAGAGCAAAUGCACAAUGGCAAACAUUUAAUGGAAAAGUUAAAUUGCCUUGGAAUAUAAAACCAAAUGAAUAUUCGUUAUUUGUUGAAGCAAAAGAUGACGCAGGACAUUCUUCAAAUAUGGUUGAAUUAAAAGUAUACGUAAAACCUUAUCCACAAACAGCUGUUCCAACUCCGUAUUCGACAUCCCAAGAAACACCUUAUGAAACAUCUGUUCAGACGCCAUUUAAUACUGCUUUCAAAACGCCACAUUCAACAGCCGAAAAUACUCCAUUUUCUACAGCUUAUAAUACACCUUAUUUUACUGCUGCUGAGACACCAUAUUUUACUGCUGCCAGCACUCCGUUUACAACUGCUGAAGAAACUCCAUUAACAACUGCUGCGGAAACUCCAUUAACAACUGCGGCGGAAACUCCAUUAACAACAUUUGAAGCAACUCCAUUUACAACUGCUGCGGAAACCCCAUUCACGACAUUUGAAGAAACUCCAUAUGUAACAGCAUUUGAUACGCCGUUUUCAACUGUAGAAGAAACACCAUUUUCAUCUGCUGUCGAAACACCAUAUUUGACUGAAGUCGAAACUCCGUUUGAAACUGCCUUCUCAACUGCUUUCGAAACACCUUUCGGAACAAACAUGAUAACACCACAUAAAACACCAGAUUCACCUUUCGAAACAUUUGUUGAAACACCAUUCAUUACAAACAAAGAAACUCCAUUUGAAACACCUUUCUUGACUGCCUUUGAAACACCAUUUACUAGUCCAUUUAUAACAAAUCAAGAAACACCAUUCCUUACACAGAAGGAAACAGCUUUUGAAACGCCAUUUGUAACAAAUAAAGAAACUGCCUUCGAAACUCCAUUUAUUACAGAGAAAGAAACAGCAAUAGAAACACCAUUUGUUACAAACAAAGAAACAGCUGCCGAAACACCGUUCUUUACACAAAAGGAAACUGCUUUUGAAACUCCAUUUAUUACUCCAAAGAGUUCUCCAGAGAAAAUCGAACCGAAAAUCAAUUCUGAUUCUUCCAUCGAAACACCUUCAACAACAAAAGAUUUUGUUUACAAUGAUGCCCCGACAAUAAAUGUUAAUGCAGACUCGGAAACUACAACCAAGAAGAAGAAUAUUGGAAUGAUCAUUGCAAUUGUUGCAUCAAUAUUAGCAAUCAUUAUUGCUUUGGUUAUAGGAAUUGUUUUGUAUAUUCGUCACAUGAAACAAGAAGAAUCAGAAGAGGAAUCAUCAAUUGAGAUGCAAGAAACAGUCAUUUCAUCUGUUGUCAACCCUAAUGAAGGUAUUACACUUGAUAAUCCAUUGUUUACAACAUCCGUAAUGGAUCAAGAAGAAGAUAUUUUUGCAGGUGAAUUUGAAGAAUCUAAUCCAGUCCAGUACUUCUUUAUUAAGGAUGAUGAAUAA